UAAAUAUUCAGUAUCAUCGAAACGUUGACCAAGAAUCAUAUGCAACAGUUGAUCUGCGUCCAAAUUUGUUUUGCUUCUAAUUUGAAUGCAUAAAUAGAAAACAAAGACAUAUUGCAACUGCUUCAGUGCUUCUUUAUUUCUUUCCCUUUCAUUAGUCGACAAACACGUAUUAUUCACGUAUAUCUACAAUCUACUGCCUGCAAUGGCGACGGAAAGAUUGCGUUACAAAAACAAAGUUGUUAUAGUCACGGGAGGGUCAAAAGGUAUUGGUGAAGGAAUUGUACGAGAAUUUGUAAAUGAAGGAUCAAAAGUUGUUUUUUGUGCACGCAAGGAGGCUGAUGGAAAGGUUUUAGAAACAGAAAUUAACAAAGUUGGACCAGGAGAGUCAUUCUUUGUUAAAUGUGACGUUCAAAAGGAAGAAAAUUUAAAGAAUCUUGUUCAUAGAACUGUUGAAAAAUAUGGAAAAAUUGAUUGCGUGAUCAAUAACGCCGGAUGGCAUCCAUCUUAUAAAACAAUUGAUGAUACAAGCGCUGAAGACUUCGCGUCUUUAUUCAACCUUAACGUUGUCAGUUAUUUUCUUUUAUGCAAGAUGACCCUUCCUUAUCUUCGUCAAUCAAAGGGAAAUAUCAUUAACAUUUCAAGUUUAGUGUCAAUGAUUGGUCAAGAAGGUGCUGUAGCAUACUGUGCAACUAAGGUAAUGAUUGGUCUAGAAGAUGCUGUAGCAUACUGUGCAACUAAGUUGAUGUUUGGUCUAGAAGAUGCUGUAGCAUACUGUGCAACUAAGGGAGCAAUUGCGUCUAUGACUCGGGCUCUCGCUGUCGAUGAAGCAAAACACGAAGUGCGAGUGAACUGUGUAUCACCUGGAAAUGUUUGGACUCCACUGUGGGAAAAAUUGGCAUCUGAACAAUCAGAUAAAGAAGCUGCAAUAACAGCCGGAGAAAAAGCACAGUUAUUGGGUCGUAUGGGAACUUUGGAAGAAAUGGGAAAGUGUUGUGUUUAUCUUGCUUCCGAAGGCACAUUUUGUACUGGAAUUGAUCUUCCUCUGAGUGGCGGUGCCGAACUGAACUAUGGAGAAAAAUCUAAAUAAUGAAAUUCAAGAUAUCAUCCUCCAGAAUUUCUUUUUAGAGGGUGAUUAGUAAUGUGGGGAGGAAUGGGAUUGAGUUUUGACGAACGUAAAACAGGCUAUAACUUUAGUUUUGUUGUAUAUUCAAAAAUCUAGUUUUUGAGAUGGAGCGUUUUCUUUUGAAAUUAACUUCAUAAACAUCCCGGAUGCUCUACGUGUCAUGUUUCUCGCGUUGUUUAUUGAUUGUUACAUUAAGUUUGAUUGAUUUCGUGAUAUUUAUGAAAAAUUGAUUUAUAGCGUUGAUCGACGAGAGAUAGCUUUUGUCGACUAGAGAUAUAUUUUAAAUAAUUGUUAAAGUGUAUACAUCCAAUCUUAUCACAUUUUUAUUAUUUUUAGAAAUAUAUUCUAAGAGGCGUAA
Xenia sp. Carnegie-2017 is the source of this 1481-nucleotide messenger RNA. RefSeq names its product 17-beta-hydroxysteroid dehydrogenase 14-like. Gene Ontology annotation, molecular function: oxidoreductase activity. The record is from RefSeq and is a predicted model, not a curated record. The transcript is spliced from 9 exons. The coding region runs from base 203 to 1087 and encodes 294 amino acids. NCBI's taxonomy places the organism in Eukaryota, Metazoa, Cnidaria, Anthozoa, Malacalcyonacea, Xeniidae.